This is a messenger RNA of Lingula anatina, 1086 nucleotides long. RefSeq lists its product as uncharacterized. The record is from RefSeq and is a predicted model, not a curated record. Lineage: Eukaryota; Metazoa; Brachiopoda; Lingulata; Lingulida; Lingulidae.
CAGUAAUGUCUACAACAGAAGCACAGCUGAAGAUGUGUUUGUCAGUGAAAGUGUUCGUGCAUCUUCUCUUUACUUUGUACAUUUCUGUAACGUUGGUUCCACCAACCACUGUACAAGGACAGACAGCUUGUUCAGAGGUGUAUCUUUAUGACUCGGCUACCAUCUACACUGCCACAGGUACAUUAGACGCCUGCAUAGCAGCAUGUAUAACUAACUUCCCUCUACCGAUACUUAUCGGGUGCUGUGGGACUGGUGCGUGUGCCAGCAGGUGCAUCUGCUAUUACGCUUUAAGUUCUCCCCCGUGUGAAACAUGCACAGCAACAACGACUGUGUCUACCACUACCGAAUCAACAACCACCGGCACUACCACUGAAUCAUCUACCACCGAUUCUACCACAACUGAGUCCACUACCACCGAUUCGACCACCACUGAGUCAACUACCACCGAUUCGACCACCACCGAAUCAACAACCACCGACACUACCACUGAGUCAAAGACCACCGAUUCGACCACCUCUGAGUCAACUACCACCGAUUCAACCACCACCGAAUCAACAACCACUGACACUACCACUGAGUCAACGACUACCGAUUCUACCACCACUGAGUCAACUACCACCGAUUCGACCACCACUGAGUCAACUACCACCGAGUCUACCACCACCGAGUCAACAACCACUGAGUUUACCACCACUGAGUCAACAACCACUCAACCUACCACCACUGAGUCAACUACCACCGAGUCUACCACCACUGAGUCAACAACCACUCAACCUACCACCACUGAGUCAACAACCGCAGAGUCUACCACCACCGCCCCCACUACAUUGUCGCCAUCUAUCUGUUCCCCGAAUGCUAGUGUCGUUAAAGUCAAUUCAGGCACGGUGGAAAAAGAUCGUGUCAGAGUGAAUCCCUGCACAGCUUUGUGUAGCAAUGCACAUUCUACUGGCUUUUGGUUUCUUACACAGAGAUACAGAGGUUGCUGUGGUAACAACAUAUGUUAUUGCACUUUAACCACCGAUCUUUACUCGAGUAGUUGCACCCUGAUUAACUGAUGAGAUAUGGAGAAGAAAAAUUGAAUGAAGU